This is a messenger RNA of Anthostomella pinea, 570 nucleotides long. The record is from the annotation of a GenBank genome assembly. Lineage: Eukaryota; Fungi; Ascomycota; Sordariomycetes; Xylariales; Xylariaceae.
AUGCAGAUCUCCGCAGUUCUCGUCGCCCUCCUCGCCACGGCAUCGGCCAAGAACUUCCUCCCCAACAAGGGCCAGGCCGACACCACCACGCCCGCGGCCCUGCCCAGCGGCAUGCCCCACGGCGGCGCCCACCACUCUGGCGGCCCGGGUGGCUUCCCCAGCGGUGCUCCCAGCGGCUUCCCCGGCUUCCCCAGCGGUGUCCCUACCGGCAGCUUCCCCGCCGGCCCCGCGCCGACCGACUUCCCGGGCGGCUUCGCCGGCCGCGGCAAGCGCCAAGAGCCCGGCUUCUCAGGCUCGUUCGCGCUGCCCACGGGCUCGGCUCCCGCCGGCGGUAUGCCUUCCGGCGGUCCUCACGGUGGUCACGGUCACGGCGGACACCCGUCUGGCAAGCCGUCGGGCGGCCCCCCUCCUUUCCUGCCGUCUGGUGGUUUCGCUGCUGCUGCCGCCGCUAGUGGUGUGCCCUCUGGUUUCCCGAUGGGCGGACCCGGUGGCCACCACCACGGCCACGGCGGCCACUCGCACUCGGGCUCGGUGCCGCCGAAGCCCACUGCGACUGGCGCUGCUCAGUAA